This is a messenger RNA of Pimephales promelas (fathead minnow), 4299 nucleotides long. It is a transcript of the gene pcdh10a, whose product is annotated as protocadherin 10a. Gene Ontology annotation, biological process: homophilic cell-cell adhesion. Lineage: Eukaryota; Metazoa; Chordata; Actinopteri; Cypriniformes; Leuciscidae. The record is from RefSeq and is a predicted model, not a curated record. Gene Ontology annotation, molecular function: calcium ion binding. Gene Ontology annotation, cellular component: plasma membrane.
GAGAAGAGGGGACCUACGGAUUUCUAAGCAUCCCGCAGUUAUUAUGAACCAUUAGAUAACUAUAGCCUAUGUAGAAAAGUGUUAUUUGUCUGCAAUAGGUCGCGUUCAGGAUUUAUUAUUAUUAUUAUUUUUUUAAAAAAAAAAUUGAUCUAUCCACUUAUUAAGCAAAAUAGUUUUGGUAAGGUUUUGCUUCUCAGUAUUAAGGAUCGGGCAAGCUGUAGGUUCUGCAAUGUCUUUCUGUGACGCACGGACUACUAAAUUCUGCUCUCCUUGAGACAGCAUUAUAUCAAAUGGCUAUAGAUCUUGCGCAUAUGGCUGACACCGUACAACACAGGAGCUUUCAUGUUCAUUUGGGAAAUUGCACAGUGCAAAUGUUUUCUUAGAGCAAAGCGAUGGGUAAUUCCUAAGCUGUGACAGCAGAAGAAAAGGAGUCAAGACAGAGCGAGGGGAUAAAAAGGAGUGCACUUGUUGUUUGGAGAUGAUUUUGAUAUUUCUCUUUUUCUCGAUCUUGGAUGGAGGGUUAUCGCAGCUGCACUUCUCGGUACCGGAGGAGCAGGAGCGCGGGACGGUUGUGGGAAAUAUCGCCGAAGAUCUGGGGCUGGACAUCACCAAACUUUCCGCGCGCCGUUUCCAGACCGUGCCUAGCUCGCGCACGCCGUACCUGGAGGUCAACUUAGAGAACGGCGCGCUGGUGGUGAACGAGCGCAUCGACCGAGAGGAGAUAUGUCGCCAGACCGUCCCGUGCCACCUACACCUCGAAGUGUUUUUGGAGAACCCACUCGAGCUGUUCCGCGUCGAGAUCGAGGUCAUGGAUAUUAACGACAAUCCGCCGAGUUUCCCAGAGACGGACAUCACCGUGGAGAUCACCGAGAGCGCCACACCGGGCACCCGCUUCCCGGUGGAGAACGCCUUCGACCCUGACGUGGGGACUAAUGCCUUGAACACAUACGCCAUCACCACCAACAACUACUUUUACUUGGACGUACAGACGCAGGGCGACGGCAACCGGUUCGCGGAGCUCGUGCUGGAUAAACCCUUGGACCGAGAGCAGCAGGCGGUGCACAGGUACGUGCUCACCGCCGUGGACGGAGGGCAGCCGCCAAAGACCGGCACCGCACUGCUAGUGGUUAAAGUACUGGACUCAAACGACAACGCGCCCACGUUCGAUCAAUCCGUUUACUCUGUGAGCUUGCGCGAGAACUCUCCAGUUGGCACGCUCGUUAUUCAGCUGAAUGCCACCGAUAUGGACGAGGGCCCGAACGGAGAGAUCGUUUACUCUCUAAGUAGUCACAAUCCGCCGCGUAUUCGGGAUCUGUUUAACAUCGACUCGCGCACUGGGAGGAUUGAAGUGACCGGCGAGGUGGAUUACGAGGAGAGCAGCACGCAUCAGAUCUACGUGCAGGCGAAAGACAUGGGGGCGAACGCCGUGCCUGCGCACUGCAAAGUUCUGGUCAAACUCAUCGACGUGAACGACAACACGCCAGAGAUUAGUUUCAGCACGGUAACGGAGUCGGUGAGCGAGCAGGCUGCCCCGGGCACGGUGAUCGCUCUGCUAAGCGUCACUGACCGGGACUCCGGCGAGAACGGACAGAUGACCUGCGAGCUGCACGGCGAGGUUCCGUUCAAACUCAAGUCGUCUUUCAAAAACUAUUACACGAUCGUUACGGACGGCCCGCUGGACCGCGAGAAAGCGGAGUCGUACACGCUCACGGUGGUCGCCAAAGACAAGGGGGUGCCCUCUCUCUCCACGAGCAAGUCCAUCAAAGUGCACGUUUCUGACGAAAACGACAACGCGCCUAGGUUCAUGCAGACGGUUUACGACGUCUACGUGACGGAGAAUAAUGUCCCGGGCGCUUACAUUUACGCGGUGAGCGCCGUGGAUCCAGAUGUUGGACAGAACGCCUAUGUCACUUACUCCAUAUUGGAGUGCGAAAUACAGGGCAUGUCCAUCUUAACCUACGUGUCAAUCAACUCCGAGAACGGCUACUUGUACGCUCUGCGCUCUUUUGAUUACGAGCAAAUUAAAGAGUUUAGUUUCAUGGUGCACGCCAAAGACUCCGGUGCGCCAGAGUUAACUGCCAACGCCACUGUUAAUGUCAUCAUAGUGGACCAGAAUGACAAUACCCCGUCUGUAAUUGCACCUUUGGGCAAAAACGGCACCGCGAGGGAACAUUUGCCCCGCUCAGCCGAGCCGGGAUACCUGGUGACCCGUAUCGUUGCCACGGAUGCUGAUGAUGGCGAGAACGCGCGCCUGUCGUACAGCAUCCUCCGGGGAAACGAGCUCGGGAUGUUUCGGAUGGACUGGAGAACCGGCGAGCUACGUACCGCGCGCCGGGUCUCCAUCAAACGGGACCCGCCGCACCCGUACGACCUGUUGAUCGAGGUGCGCGACCACGGCCAGCCGCCCCUCUCGUCCUCCGCGAGCAUCAACGUUGUGCUUGUGGACAGCGUUGUGGAGGGCCGGAGCGGCGACCGAGGGUCAGUGAAGUCCAAAGAGGGCUCGCUGGACCUCACACUCAUCCUCAUCAUCGCUCUCGGCUCCGUGUCCUUCAUCUUCCUCCUUGCCAUGAUCAUGCUGGCGGUGCGCUGUCAGAAGGACAAGAAACUGAACAUCUACACGUGCAUGGCCGGAGACUCGUGCUGUCAGUGCUGCAGUCGCCAAGCGCGCGGGCGCAAGAAGAAGCUCAGUAAAUCGGACAUCAUGCUCGUUCAGAGCACUAAUGUGGCCAGUACCGCGCAGGUGCCAGUGGAAGAGUCGGGCAGCUUCGGCUCGCACCACCAGAAUCAGAACUACUGCUACCAGGUGUGCCUGACGCCGGAGUCUGCCAAAACCGACCUGAUGUUUCUCAAACCGUGCAGUCCAUCCCGGAGCACAGACACAGAGCACAACCCGUGCGGGGCAAUCGUUGCCGGAUACGCGGAUCAGCAACCAGAUAUCAUCUCUAACGGGAGCAUUUUAUCAAGCGAGACCAAGCACCAGAGAACUGAGCUUAGCUACUUGGUGGAUAGACCCCGUCGCGUUAACAGUUCAGCGUUUCAAGAGGCAGAUAUCGUCAGUUCUAAAGACAGCGGGCACGGAGAUAGCGAGCAGGGAGACAGCGACCAUGACGCCACCAACCGGGGCCACACAGCAGGAGCUGAUCUUUUUUCCAACUGCACUGAAGAGUGCAAGGCUCUGGGUCACUCCGACCGUUGCUGGAUGCCCUCCUUCAUGCCUGGCGACGGUCGCCAGGGAGCAGAUUACCGUAGCAACCUGCACGUCCCAGGAAUGGACGCGGUGCCGGACACUGAGCACGCAAAAGGAUUUCCUAGCACCUUCCGCGUGGACAUUCCUGAAAAAGCGUGAGUUUGCUUGGUAUCGCGGCCGGCCAAAAGCAUCAAGGGUUUCUUUUUUAAAUUUUCCUCCGUUUCUUUUUGCUUUUUACUGAACUCAAACACGGCCUAUCCGGUCGUUCCCAGCUCUGUCGGACAUCUGAAACAGAUUCAAUCGGAUGCGAUCCGAUGACGUAAGGACCCUGAGAAGUCUCAGCAGGACUGAGAAACCUCGCCAAAUCUUCUCCGAAAAGCUGGAUGAGAAGGAAGAACAGAGGGAGAGAGCUCAAAAAAGGGAUUAGGAGUGAUGGAGAGACAAAAGGAGAAAAAUGAAUGAUCAAUGGACACGGUUGUUUCCUCACUCUCUCCGCUCUGUGAUCAAUGUGUCUCUGUUUACAGUCCACUGUAAACUAUACCAACUAUCUGAGCCCUUUACCCGUUUCGACACACCCACACACACACACUUGUACAAACGUACUGUACAAAGAGCAGCCCAAAACUAUGUGCAUUAUAAACUCAACUAUCCGUUUUAGACUUGAUUGUUUUCUAUAGUCGUUUAUUUUUUUCUUCUUAAUCAGUGUGGUCAAGUGUUCUUCUGAAGUUACUAUCUUUAGAAAAAGCGUGGAUGUGGGGGACACACAAAAAAAGGAAAAAGUCAAAAAAAAAGAAAGAAAAAAGACGAUUCAGUCCUCUCAUUGGCCAACGGAUAUACUUCAUCUGACAUUGUGGUUAUCUUCACGUGUGCAAGUGUGUACUGUUCUCUUUUUAAGCUUCAAAUAACUAAAAAUAUCUCUAUAUAUACAUAAACGUGUAUAUAUAUACAUAUAUAUAUAUAUAUAUAUAUAUAUAUACUUUUUCUGAACCUGUGUAGCCCAUUGGAUAGUUUCCUAAACACCAUAUUGCCAUAAACAAAUACAAAGUGCUGAAAAGUCUUGCAUUAAAAUUGGGGCUUCAAAUCGUGUGGCCUCUCUGUCUGUAAGUACAGAA